Molecule: messenger RNA, 747 nt
Organism: Tetrahymena thermophila SB210
Lineage: Eukaryota; Ciliophora; Oligohymenophorea; Hymenostomatida; Tetrahymenidae
Product: EF hand protein
Exons: 4
Molecular function (GO): calcium ion binding
Source: RefSeq, a predicted model, not a curated record
AUGGGAAACAAUCCAACUAAAAAGUUUAAUGCUAAUGAAGUACAAAUCAAUAAUUAAAAUAAUGUUGAUCCUAAAUUUGAAGAAUUUAUUAAAUAAGCAUUUGCAAGCUAAGCCUAAAACGGAAAACUUUUCAAGCACAAGUUUAAUGAUGCUUUAGCAGUUUUAGAAAAUUUUAACAUAAAGCGUAUACGUUAUACUCCUCUUGGAGAGAGGCUAUUCAAUGUUUUUGAUAAAGUAAAUAGAUUUUUGAAAUUAAAUCAACAAAAAUAUAGCAAAGCACUUUUUAAAAUUGCAAAUUAGGAAAAAUAGAACUAUAUUAGCGAAGAAGACUUCUUAAAAGGUUUGAGUUAACUGAUAAAAGACAAAGAUUAUAGAAUUACAUAUACUUAUAAGGCAUAUGACAAAGAUAAUGAUAAUAAAAUAUCAAGAAAAGAAUUUAUUGAAUUUAUUGAAGAUUCUUGGAAAGCAGCUUUUAUGAUUCUUGGAGAAAGUGUUAAUAAAAAAUAUGGUGGAAACUAAAUUAAUGUAUAAAAGCUUAAUAUGUGGGCAUAAUAAAAUAAAGAGCAUUUAUCCUAAUAAGUAGCAUAGAUUUUUACUCGUUUAGAUACUUAGAAUAAAGGAUUUUUAGAUUUUACAUCAUUUUCAUAAUGGAUUAAAGAAGGAAACAUACACUCAAUUUAUGCGACCUUUGAUUAAGAAAGAGUUGAAGUUCCUAUUAACUUCUAUUAACUUGAAAAAAAUUAAUGA